AUGCACGGAGAAACGCACGAAGAAAAACCGCUGAUUGUUAGGGUUGUUAUGAUUUUGUUAGUAAGCCUUCUUGCCUCAGCUGCCUUGCUUAGUAAUGGUUUUGUUCUCACGGUCAUUGGUCGCUUUAAAUCUUUGCGAACAGUUCCAAACAUUCUCCUUGCCAAUCUCGCUGUUGUGGACCUUCUCAGCGCAGCUAUAAACGUGCCCAUUCAUAUGAUUAGUUACGUUUGGGAGGCGAGUUGGUUUAGAGGAAAGAUUCUGGCUAUCAUCAGCAGCAGUCUCAAUCGGUUAUUUUUGAUGUUGAAUCUUGUCUCCAUGCUCGCCAUGAUGAUAAAUAUGUACCUGGCCAUUUCCUUUGGUUUGAGAUAUCUCGCCUGGAAGACGAAGAAAAAAGCCCUGAUCUGUGUGAUUUUCAUCUGGUUCGCGUGUAUCGUUAUGGCGACCUUGUUUGCAUUGCCUCUACUCAAUAUCGAUCUUGGUAAUGCUCAUGUCAGCGAAUACAGAGCAGAGAUCUUCGAACAAGCAAAGUAUUUUGUUGCUGCAGGCACGUCGAUCCUCAUUAUCUGUAGUGCUUUGGUCUCUUUCCUGACAGCUUGUGCGAUAAGGAGGAAGAGAAUGAAGGUAGAGAUUUUUUUUCUUCUAUGUUUUGUAGUCGCAGGAAAUAUUAGGUAUGAUUUGACUGAUCAAAGAGAUAGAAUUCUCGGCGUCAUUAACAAUAUGCUGAAUUUGAUUUGAGAAUUGUGCGCUUAAAUUGAAGCAACACAAACAUCCGGUUCUUCAGUCGAAGUCCGACUAUGGCUGCGGCUUUAAGCAACCAAUGGACCGCGAGAUUUCUUUCUUUUAGAAGGCUUUUUGAAAUAAAUGAAGUUUUUCAGCCGCAAGCAUUCUCUGAGUUUUUCGUCAAAACAGCAUUUGGACGAAAUUUUAAGCUUUAUUAAAGAUAGUUUAAAACGUAGUUUGGCUAAACGAUUGAUAAAGCAUCGGUGAUAAUUGCUCAAAAGCUUUUGAUUAUGUAGUCAAAAAAUACUUUAUCUUUAUUGCCUAAAUGCCACUCUUUAUACUACAGUUUAGUGAUGCCUCAUUCGUACUUGAUGUCCUCUACUUAUUUACAGAGAAAAGAAAUGAAUUUGUCUUCCUCUCAAGCUGAAGUCCGAUUGAGGGAGGACGUAAAAGCGACUAAAACCAUCGCCAUUACAGUAGCUGCCUACUUCUUCUGCUUUAUUCCUGCCAUCGUGUUUGCAGCAGUGGUUUAUGAAGAAGAUGACAACGAUGUUUGGUUUUCUUUUAUUGCUCGUUACAGCAUUGACUUCUCGAGCACAGUGAAUCCGAUUAUCUACUACACAAGAACAAGACGCUGCCGUUCAGCUUUCAAACAGCUCAUAAAAAACCCUUUUGGAUCAAGCGACUACAAAGAGAGGCCAAACUUCAAUAACACUCGAGUGCUCGUAGGAAAUAGAGAUGGCGUUGAACAAGAAAAUAGCCGUGAUGUCAAAUUGGAUGGAAACCCAACGGGAGAAACGUAUGCAAGCAAACGAAGAAAUGCACUUGCUACUCUAUCAAUUGAAAGCGUAAGGGUUCAUGAGGCCGGUUAUUAUGCAGAUGGAAAACAGCUAAGCUGGGAAGGACAAAUGUCUAAAUGUGGAGUUCAAGCUUUCGAUCAGUUAAGCGGAGAGGAAACAAAAGGAGGGCAUGAUAAACUGAAUGAGACGAAAAGACAAAAAAUUCGGGAACAGUUACGCCCAUUUUCUAAGGUUCAUUUUCUCGAAGUGGUUGCAACACACAUUGCCGCUGACGAUUCUGGUGGAGCAAAACGAAUAGAAAGCGCUCACCACUUUAGGAGGGAAGAAAAAAGACAAGAGUUUACCGGAAAAAGAAAAGGCACCGUUUCAAGUAGUCUGGUGUUACUAAAAGUGCGGAAGGCGGCAUGGCAAGCCACUGAGGAGGAAGACAUAGGUCAGACUAUGUCUAACCCUAACUGA
Messenger RNA from Pocillopora meandrina, 1979 nucleotides. Lineage: Eukaryota; Metazoa; Cnidaria; Anthozoa; Scleractinia; Pocilloporidae. The record is from the annotation of a GenBank genome assembly.